Molecule: messenger RNA, 4071 nt
Organism: Thecamonas trahens ATCC 50062
Lineage: Eukaryota; Apusomonadida; Apusomonadidae
Exons: 2
Coding region: 1-4071 (1356 amino acids)
Molecular function (GO): protein binding
Source: RefSeq, a predicted model, not a curated record
AUGGCAGCAACUAUUUCCGUUUCGACCACUUCGCAACUGACCAACGCCAUCAACUCGGUCUCCCCCGGAGACACUAUCGAGUUGGCGGCUGGUGCCUCGUUCAACUACGCUGGAGUGACUCGGCUGACAUGUGACGUCGAUGGUACGGCCUCCAACCCUAUCACCGUCCGUGGCCUGCCUGGCUCGACCAUGACCUGGACCCACUCCUCCAACUACGUCGAGGGUUUUGUGGUUACUGGCAAGCAUUGGAUUUUCGAGGACCUCGACAUCACCGGCACCUGCUCCAACCACAACUACUGCGAGCACGCGUUCCACGUCCAGGGCGACGCUGACUUUUUCGUCAUGCGCCGCUGCGUCAUCCGCGACUUUAACGCCCAGAUCAAGUCGAACAUCGGGGGUGGCCAGUUCCCUGACGAUUGUCUCCUCGAGCACAACGAGUUCUACAACACCGGCGGGCGCCGGACCUCAGCGCCGGUCACCCCGGCCAACAUCGAUGGUGGCGAGCGGUGGAUUGUCCGCAACAACUACUUCCACGAUGCGUGGAAGGACGGCGGCAACACCAUCUCGUACCAGACGUUCAUGAAGUCCAACGGCGCCGACGGCAUCUACGAGGGCAACCUCAUCGCCUGCUCGGUCCUCCACUCGGGCGGCGUGCGCAUCGGUAUUUCGUUUGGCGGCGGCGGCACGUCGCCAGACUCGGUGUGCGGGCAGGGGACAUGCAACCCGGAGCACCGCCGCGGCAUCAUGCGCAACAACGUGAUCAUCAACUGCGCCGCCAUCGGCAUCUACCUCAACGAGGCGCGCGACACCAAGAUCUACAACAACAUCCUGUACAACACCGACGGCAUCGACGUGCGGUUCGCAACCUCGACCGCCGACAUCCGCAACAACAUCAUCGCCGGCGGCGACAUCUCUGACCGCGACGGCGGCUCGUCGACCAGUGGCUCCAACUGGCUCACCAGCACUGCCGUGGCUGCCUCUGCCUUUGUCGAUGCCGCAGGCGGCGACUUCCGUCUCUCCGGCGACUCGUCGCAGCGGUCGAACUUUAUCAACGCUGGCGUUUCGCUGUCGCAGGUCACCAACGACUUUUGCCGGCGCUCCCGGAGCUCGCCGCACGACAUCGGCGCGGUCGACUACUCGCAGGGCUCGUUCAUGUGCUCCGGUACCUCCGUCAUCAACUCGGGCACAUCGGGCACCAUCUCGAUGCCGACGCCGUUCUCGACCACCUACUACUACGGCAACAACCGUGACUGCACCUGGGACUUCCAGUUUCCGGCUGGGGCCACGAUCUCGUUCACCGCCACCGAGUUCAACACCGAAGCCAACUACGACUUCCUGACCCUCUCCACCGGCCAGCAGUACUCGGGCACUUCGAUCCCGACCAUUGCCUCGAUCCCUGGCAACGGCAACAUCCGGUUCACCUCGGAUGGCUCCACCAGCGGCAACGGCUUUGUCCUCGACUGGUCGCUGACGCCUGCACCCACCCCGGCCCCGACCCCGGCCCCAACCCCGGCCCCGACUCCGGCCCCGACUCCGGCCCCGACCCCGGCCCCGACUCCGGCUCCCACCCCGGCUCCAACUCCGGCUCCCACCCCCACCCCAGGCACUCCCUGCUCCGGUACGGUCUUGCUCUCGGGUACCUCGGGCCGGAUCUCGAUCCCCGACCCAUACGACCCAGCCGGCACCUACGGCCACAACCUCGACUGUCGCUGGACGUGGACCCACCCGCUCUCGGCGCAGGUCUCGUUCAACGUCAUUCACUUCAACACUGAGCCCGAUUACGACUGGGUCUACCUCACGGACUCGGCGCCGUCGUCGUGGCAGUACACCGGCUCGCCCACAACCCUGCCGACAAUCGGCGGCGACGGCACCUUCCGCUUUGUGAGCGAUGGCAACACCGCCGAGGCUGGCGUCGUCGUUGACUGGACUGUGACCGGCGCCACCCCGGCGCCAACUCCUGCCCCGACCCCGGCUCCCACUCCGAGCCCGGGACCGGUCAUGUGCUCCGGUACCACUGUCAUCAACUCGGGCACAUCGGGCACCAUCUCGAUGCCGACGCCGUUCUCGACCACCUACUACUACGGCAACAACCGUGACUGCACCUGGGACUUCCAGUUUCCGGCUGGGGCCACGAUCUCGUUCACCGCCACCGAGUUCAACACCGAAGCCAACUACGACUUCCUGACCCUCUCCACCGGCCAGCAGUACUCGGGCACUUCGAUCCCGACCAUUGCCUCGAUCCCUGGCAACGGCAACAUCCGGUUCACCUCGGAUGGCUCCACCAGCGGCAACGGCUUUGUUCUCAACUGGUCGGUUUCGUCAUCGCCGUCCACCCCGGCCCCGACACCGACUCCAGCUCCGACACCGACCCCGGCACCAGGCCCUGGCCCCGCCCCGCCCCCGGUCACCGUCACCGUGAGCUCUGCGUCUGCGCUCACCAACGCCAUCGCCAACGCCUCGCCGGGCGACGUCAUCGGCAUCUCGGGCUCGAUCACCUUCAACUCGCUUCGUCGCAUCUCGUGCUCGCGCUCGGGCACGUCGUCGAACCCGAUCACCGUCCGCGGCCUCCCUGGCCACAAGCUCUACUUUUCGCAUUCGUCCAACUACGUCGAGGGUUUUGUGGUCACCGCCAAGCACUGGAUUUUCGAGGACCUCGACAUCACCGGCACCUGCUCCAACCACAACUACUGCGAGCACGCGUUCCACGUCCAGGGCGACGCUGACUUUUUCGUCAUGCGCCGCUGCGUCAUCCGCGACUUUAACGCCCAGAUCAAGUCGAACAUCGGGAGUGGCCAGUUCCCUGACGAUUGUCUCCUCGAGCACAACGAGUUCUACAACACUGGCGGGCGCCGGACCUCAGCGCCGGUCACCCCGGCCAACAUCGAUGGUGGCGAGCGGUGGAUUGUCCGCAACAACUACUUCCACGAUGCGUGGAAGGACGGCGGCAACACCAUCUCGUACCAGACGUUCAUGAAGUCCAACGGCGCCGACGGCAUCUACGAGGGCAACCUCAUCGCCUGCUCGGUCCUCCACUCGGGCGGCGUGCGCAUCGGUAUUUCGUUUGGCGGCGGCGGCACGUCGCCAGACUCGGUGUGCGGGCAGGGGACAUGCAACCCGGAGCACCGCCGCGGCAUCAUGCGCAACAACGUGAUCAUCAACUGCGCCGCCAUCGGCAUCUACCUCAACGAGGCGCGCGACACCAAGAUCUACAACAACAUCCUGUACAACACCGACGGCAUCGACGUGCGGUUCGACACCUCGACCGCCGACAUCCGCAACAACAUCAUCGCCGGCGGCGACAUCUCUGACCGCAACGGCGGCUCGUCGACCAGUGGCUCCAACUGGCUCACCACCGUUGCUGCCGCCCGCAGUGCCUUUGUUGAUCCUGACAGCGGCGACUUCCGUCUCUCUGGCGACUCGUCGCAGCGGUCGAACUUUAUCAAUGCUGGCGUUUCGCUGUCGCAGGUCACCAACGACUUUUGCCGGCGCUCCCGGAGCUCGCCGCACGACAUCGGCGCGGUCGACUACUCGCAGGGUGCGUGCGACACGUCGAACCCGCUGGCGGUAACAGGCCCGACUGGUGGUGCCGGCGCGCAACAGGGUGCGUCGGUCCAGUCCAAGUCGACACCGGUCAUGUCGCCGACCGCUACGUAUGUGACGGUUGCCGGGUCGGGCUUUGCGCUCAUUGCGGUGGCCGUCAUCGCCCUGGCCGUGCUUGUCCGAUCCCGCCGCCGCCGCGCUCGUGCUGCCGCCGCCCGCGACUCAGACGCUGCCGCUCUGGAACUCGUGGCGUGGGGUAUCGCGCCGACUGACGCGAUGCCAGAGUCGGAGGGCAAGGCCCCGACGCUCCCGCCGCCGGCCGCCCCGUCGCUGCCUCCGCCGCCGGCGCCGGCCACGGUCGCCACCCAUCGCACCCUUCUCUACGCCUUUGCCGGAACCGCCGCAGACGAGCUCGCCUGUGCAGCCGGCGAUCAGGUCGAGGUGCUCGAGGAGUUUGACGACGGGUGGUGCAGUGCCCGCAACAUUGCCACCGGUGCUACCGGCGCUCUUCCGCUCAACUACCUCCAGUAG